Messenger RNA from Lactuca saligna, 1636 nucleotides. NCBI's taxonomy places the organism in Eukaryota, Viridiplantae, Streptophyta, Magnoliopsida, Asterales, Asteraceae. The record is from the annotation of a GenBank genome assembly.
UUAACUUUUAUUUUCUGUCAAAUUUAGCAUCUUACUUGGUUCCUAUUUUUAUGAUUUUCCUGUUUAGGUUAUGUUUUAUCAUUGUUUAAAUCCAUUACUAUUGCAAAAUUUUACAUCUAUAUUUUUUUGUAUUAUUUAGUUCGUUCUUAUAUUAUUAGUACUCGAUACACAUAAUUGUAAUUAUUUUGUGUACUUUUCUGUUAUAGUGACAAUGGCAGAAACAAAGAUCACUUUCAUUAGAGACUUGGACAAUAUGAAUGAUGAUUACACACUAAAAGUGUCAAUUAUCCGGCUGUGGAAAUCGCUUUCAGAUGGCAACCCCACUAUUGUCAGAUCAAUUGAGAUGAUACUCAUGGAUGAAAUGUGUACAAAAAUCCGAGCAAGUGUGUAUCCAAGAGAUUUUCAAAGGUUUGAGUCCAAAUUGAAAGAAGAUCAAGCUGUUUACAUCCGGUCCCCCACUAUCGCUCCUAACAAAUACACUUUUAAAAUAAGUGAUGUAACCUCCAAGUUAAAUUUCCAUAGAAGAACAACUGUUAACGAGUGUCUACACUUUCAAUCCAAAACAAAAUAUGGAUUUUCUUUUGUUUCUUUUGAAACAAUUAUCUCUGCAACAGCUACAUCUAAUGAAUCAAUUGAUAUUAUUGGUGAAGUUGUUUCAUUAGGAAAGCUUGAUUCCCGUGAUGUCAGCAAAUCUCUACAUAGGCUGCCUUUACAAAUAAGAAACUUAGAAGGUUUGCAGGUUAAUGUUACGUUGUUUGGAGAUAUUGCAUACCAGUUAAUUUCUUAUCUUGAAGCUCAUAAAGAAGUUGGUCGUGUGAUUGUCCUUUUGCAAUUUGCAAGAAUUAAUGUCUAUAACGGACUUCAAAACCCUUCUGCUUCUUUGACUGUUGAAAGCUCUAAAUCAUAUUCGGAAUUUGAUGACUUUUUGAAUAACUACAAAGUUAAAAAUGUUGUCGAUUUGAUAGAACCACAAGAGGUCGGCCAAUAUAUCAUUGUCGGGACCAUUUAUGGUAUUCGCCAAGAUAUUGAUUGGUAUAAAAUACCUAUUCGUGUGCAAGAUGAUUCUGGAACAAUCACUCUAACUCUCUUCGAUAGAGAUGCUUAUAGAAUCGUCAAAAAACGCGCACGUGAUCUUAUAGAUAAAAUCAAACAGGCUGGGGAUAAUCCAAGAUUAUAUCCUUACGACCUCAAAUGUUUGGAGCAUAAAAAGAUGGCUUUUAAGAUAGAUGUUAACAGUUUUAAUGUAUCCAAUAACUACAAUCGGUUUGGGAUACUUGGCUAUACGGUUGAUAGUAACGUUAUCGAUGCUUUGGAAAAAAAGUUAGCUGUCGAGGCAGGUAGUCCUGCAAAUGCUGAUGAUACAGAAAUCGCAUCUCAUGAAGUAUCUCAAGAAACAAAGUCCUUAAAGGAUGCGAUAUCGCAAACAGGUGAUAAUUUGACCCCAACAUUGCCCGACAAAUUUGAAGCUACAAGUCCGUUCAAGUAUAAUUCCCCAACAACAGUAAAAAAACGAAAUGUUGGAGAUACCAUUGAUGUUGAUGAUUAUGAUAAUGUGAAUUCAUCCACCAAGGUCCCUCGAUUGAAUUCUAAAGUUGAUGGCAACACAGGUCUAUUAAUACCAAAGCUUGAACAGUAA